CUCCCGGCUCCGCGGGGCGCGGGGCGGCGCAUGGGGAAGGAGCCCGGCGCGGCGAGGCACGGCGCCCGCCGCCGCUUCUCCCCGCGGAGCGCUGCCAGCUCUUCCUGGAAGUCGUGAGCGGCGCGCGGCGCGGUGAGUUCAUGCACCUCCUCGCCAAGCCUCAGCCCGCGGGAUCUGGGGAGGCUGCCGCCGGAGCACCGCCCGGUCCCCCGCGCCCGCUCGCCGCUGCCCGGGGGGCUCUCCCGGGGGCCUCCGCCGCCCCCUCGCACAUGAAGAUGUACGUGCAAAGGGCUCUGGUGCUGCUCUCGCUGCUGAGCUUCGCCACCGUGAGCCUCGCGCUGUCCUCCUGCACCACCUUGGACCUCGACCACAUCAAGAAGAAGCGGGUGGAAGCCAUUCGGGGGCAGAUCCUGAGCAAGCUGCGGCUCACCAGCCCCCCGGAGACCGUGGGGCCGGCUCAUGUGCCCUACCAGAUCCUGGCCCUCUACAACAGCACCCGGGAGCUGCUGGAGGAGAUGGAGGAGGAGAAGGAGGAGAGCUGCUCGCAGGACAACACCGAGUCCGAAUACUAUGCCAAAGAGAUCCAUAAAUUUGACAUGAUCCAGGGCCUCCCCGAGCACAAUGAGUUGGGCAUUUGCCCCAAAGGUGUCACCUCCAACGUGUUCCGCUUUAACGUGUCCUCGGCAGAGAAGAACAGCACCAACCUGUUCCGGGCCGAGUUCCGGGUGCUGCGUGUGCCCAACCCGAGCUCCAAACGCAGUGAGCAGCGCAUUGAGCUCUUCCAGAUCCUUCGGCCGGAUGAGCAUAUAGCAAAGCAGCGCUACCUCAGUGGCAGGAAUGUGCAGACACGGGGCUCCCCUGAGUGGCUGUCUUUCGAUGUCACCGAGACUGUGCGCGAGUGGCUCCUGCACAGAGAGUCCAACCUUGGCCUGGAAAUUAGCAUACACUGCCCUUGCCAUACUUUUCAGCCCAAUGGGGACAUCUUGGAGAAUUUGCACGAGGUCUUGGAGAUCAAAUUCAAAGGCAUUGACAAUGAGGAUGACUAUGGCCGUGGGGACUUAGGGCGCCUGAAGAAGCAGAAAGACUUGCAUAAUCCCCACCUCAUCUUGAUGAUGUUACCCCCGCAUCGCCUGGAGAGCCCAACGCUGGGGGGCCAGAGGAAGAAACGGGCCCUGGAUACCAACUACUGUUUCCGGAACCUGGAGGAGAACUGCUGCGUGCGUCCUCUUUACAUCGACUUCCGACAGGACCUGGGCUGGAAGUGGGUCCACGAGCCUAAAGGCUACUUUGCUAACUUUUGUUCGGGCCCUUGUCCGUACCUGCGCAGCGCAGACACCACUCACAGCACGGUGCUGGGCUUAUACAACACGCUGAACCCUGAGGCGUCUGCUUCGCCCUGCUGUGUCCCCCAGGACCUGGAGCCACUCACCAUCUUGUACUACGUCGGGAGGACCCCCAAAGUGGAGCAGCUCUCCAACAUGGUGGUGAAAUCCUGCAAGUGCAGCUGAAAGGCACCCUGGCCCGCCCAAAGCCAAGAGAGAAACUGUCAGCACCCACUCUCCUGCUCCCAGGCUAACACAAAAGGAACCGGGGGUCAGAGACUACGCAUGCAGAGGGCCGAGCACCAAACCCUGGGUCUUAGGGUCUGGCAGCCCUUGGGAAUCUCUUCUGGAACAUUUCUCAGUCCUGUUGGCAAUGUCGCCUUCCCUCUGGGAGCUACUUUGGUGUCACGAAGGCCACACUCUCCAAAAUGGCUGGACAGUUGGUGCAGAAGAGAAGGACAGAGUGGAGGAACUGCUGUGUAUUUGAAUGCUGGGGUAGUUGAACUGGGAAGGCAAGGAAUGAGAAAGAGCAGUUGAAAGGGGGAGUGGAAAUGGGGCAGCAUUUCCUUUUCUAGCUGUAGCUAUCUUGGGACCUCAGCCCUUCUCACUGGCCUGAAGAAUUAUUUUCUCCUGCAGGAGAAAAUCUUGGAAUUUUCUUCAGAGAAAGAAAAUGCACCAAGAAGGGAAGCUGCUCAGCGAAGAGAUGCUCAGAGAUACACACAGACUUUUGUUCCUCAGAGCUGUGAUCCAGGAGUCUUGCAAUUGUCGCUGUGCUUCUGCCAAACCUGUAAGAUCAGAUGGCAGAUCCUGGCUAUUGGUUUCUGAAUGCAAACUGCAGGGCUCCCAGUCAGCCUGCUGAGGGUGGGCAAAUACAAGCAAAGAGGGUGCUGAGUCCGUUUUUAGAAGGACUGAUGUCUCCAUUCAGCUCUUUUCCCUUCCUGGAAGUUUCUGAAUGAUGGUUUCUGGGUCAGGGCAAGAGCGAUGUCUGUGGGUACCUGAAUUUUGGGCCCAUUCGCUCAUGAGCUGAUACAUCCUGAGGAUCUUUUGUCUGUUGUGGUUUGUGAGGUGCUUUGGGGAGUUCUGCACCUGUUCUGCACAAUGAUCUCAAUGUGGCCCAGGCCUCACCUGCCAAGACUUAAAAAAAUAUUAAUCUCAAAAACAUUGUAAAAAAUAAAUAUUUUGGGGGGGAAA
Cygnus atratus (black swan) is the source of this 2513-nucleotide messenger RNA. RefSeq names its product transforming growth factor beta 3 (gene TGFB3). The transcript has 7 exons. Gene Ontology annotation, biological process: BMP signaling pathway; regulation of cell population proliferation; transforming growth factor beta receptor signaling pathway. Lineage: Eukaryota; Metazoa; Chordata; Aves; Anseriformes; Anatidae. Gene Ontology annotation, cellular component: extracellular region. Bases 141 to 1508 code for a protein of 455 amino acids. Gene Ontology annotation, molecular function: type II transforming growth factor beta receptor binding; type III transforming growth factor beta receptor binding; cytokine activity. The record is from RefSeq and is a predicted model, not a curated record.